ACAUUAUCAUUUUUAUAUAUGUAUAUCAGUAUAUAUUUAUGUAUAUACCAAUACAAAAAAAAAAGUAUGAUCCUUUAGUUUCACAUACAAAAGCUAAUUUAGCCAUUUCAAUUUUCUAUAGACCAACAAAUCAAUGGGGAGCCUUGGUCUUAAACCUAUAAACACUAAUGGCCAGAAAAAUAGCACGGUGGUCGUAAUAGAGCCAGAACAAGAACAAGAACAAGAACAAGAACCAGCAAGUCCAGCUACGCGAUUGUUCCAUACAAAAAACCUAAAUUGUCACAUUAUUGCUAUCUUAGGUUGCACUACAAAGAUCAACCCCGAUGUCAUCAAGAAAGGACUCGAAUCUACUCUACUCAAUCACCCUCGCUUCUCUAGUAUACCGGUGGUGGAUGAAAAGAAAGGUGUAAGAAAUUGGAAGAAAACAAAGGUAAAUGUGGAAGAACAUAUAGUAUGUCCGGAUUUGGAUCCGGACAUGGAUUCUCCAGACGAAUAUCUGGAGAAUUAUACGUCGAAUUUAACAACAAUACCUUUAGACAUGACAAAGCCACUUUGGGAAGUUCACAUAUUAAACAUCAAAACUUCUGAGGCAAAUGCUAUUGGGAUUUUGAAAUUGCACCAUUCAAUUGGUGAUGGAAUGUCAAUUGUAUCUUUGAUUUUGGCGUGUACUCGAAAAGCUUCGGAUCCAGAAGCAUUGCCUACUUUACCUUCAAGUACAAAGAAGGAGAAAAAUGAUGUUGGAUUGUUAAGGAGGUUUUGUUACUAUGUUUGGUUUUUGUGUAUGGUGUUUUGGUAUACUAUUGUGGAUGUUGUUUUGUUUUUGGCAACUAUUUUGUUUCUUAAGGAUACUGAGACACCAAUGAAAGGAGGAGUUGGCGUUGAGCAUAGUCCUAAGAGACUUGUGCACACAACUGCUAGUCUUGAUGACAUGAAAAUAGUCAAGAAUGCCUUGAACUUGACAAUUAAUGAUGUAGUGAUGGGCAUGGCACAAGCUGGUUUCUCAAGAUAUCUCAAUAGAAGAUAUGGUAACAAGAAUGGAGGAAAAGGAAGCAACAAGACAAAUAAUUUGCCUAAGAACAUUCGUCUAAGAGGAUCUAUUGUUUUUAACAUCAGACCUUCUACUGGAAUUAAAGCUCUAGCAGAGAUGAUGGAGAAAAAAUCAAAGGCAAGAUGGGGCAAUAAAAUAGGAUACGUGUUGACCCGAUUACCCAUAAGUUUACCCGAUGACCCGUUGGAUUAUAUCCGACAAGCCAAAAAUAUUAUCGAUAGAAAAAAACUCUCUCUUGAAUCGAGAUUCUCUUUUACCGCUGCUAAGUUAACCCAAGAUAUAUUCGGAUCCAAGGUGGCAUCAAAGGUGACAAGGAGAGUUCUAUCGAGCACGACGGUUUUAAUAUCAAACGUGGUUGGGCCUCAAGAAGAGAUCACAUUUUAUGGCCAUAAAUUAGCUUAUGUUGCUCCUACAACUUUUGGACUCCCAUAUGCUGUGACAAUACAUUUCCAGAGUUACUGUAACAAAAUGACAAUAUCAAUGGCAGUAGACUCACAAGUGAUUCAAGAUCCAUAUCAGUUAUGUGAUGACCUACGGGACUCACUUCGAAUGUUUAAAGAGGCUGUCACUAAACAAGACAUGGUAUAAACCUAGUCUUUGGGGACGAGAUGAAGUAGAUAAAGAUAUUUUCCGAAUUGAAAUAUUUCAUGCAAUUAUAUUUCAUUUUAUUUUUAUGAUAGAA
Messenger RNA from Solanum lycopersicum (tomato), 1730 nucleotides. RefSeq names its product wax ester synthase/diacylglycerol acyltransferase 11-like. Lineage: Eukaryota; Viridiplantae; Streptophyta; Magnoliopsida; Solanales; Solanaceae. Gene Ontology annotation, molecular function: diacylglycerol O-acyltransferase activity. Gene Ontology annotation, biological process: triglyceride biosynthetic process. Gene Ontology annotation, cellular component: plasma membrane. The record is from RefSeq and is a predicted model, not a curated record.